Messenger RNA from Conger conger (European conger), 1107 nucleotides. It is a transcript of the gene rgs18, whose product is annotated as regulator of G protein signaling 18. The transcript has 5 exons. The coding region runs from base 80 to 790 and encodes 236 amino acids. The record is from RefSeq and is a predicted model, not a curated record. NCBI's taxonomy places the organism in Eukaryota, Metazoa, Chordata, Actinopteri, Anguilliformes, Congridae.
CUCUCAUUUGUUCACGAACAAGCAACGCAAUUCUCUGUGGAGUCUCGUUUUUAACAUAUGCAAAAGUAGAAGGAGGACCAUGCAGACGUUUCUUUUUCUAUUUCCUCAAUUGAACUUUUCAGCUCCAAAGGAGGAAGCAUAUUUCAAAAUGCUCGGUCCAGAUGAUUUAACAGUCAAAGGAACCAACGAAAAUACAACUAGAUUUAAAGACAAGGAGAAGAAAAACAGGCUGAGUCUUCUGAUGACCCGGUCAGGGUCCCACGAAAACGUCAGCCCAGAAAAAAAACCAGCUGCCAAGACCGCCAAUAUCCCACCAGAGGAAGCAUUGAGAUGGAGCGACUCAUUUGAAGAACUACUAACUCAUUCAGAUGGCCUGGAAACCUUCACCCAGUUCCUGAGGACACAAUUCAGCGAGGAGAAUAUCGAGUUUUGGUUAGCUUGUGAGGACUACAAGGAGACCAGCCCUGAAAGCAAACUGACUUCCAAAGCCAAGCAAAUCUAUGCUGUGUACAUUGACUCUGAUUCUCCAAAAGAGGUAAAUAUCGAUUAUUCGACCAAGGUGGAAAUCAAGAAGAACAUACUCCAGCCCUCCCGGUCCUGCUUUGACACGGCACAGAGCAAAGUCUACAGCCUGAUGAAAAAUGACUGCUACCCAAGAUUCCUCACCUCCGACAUUUACCUCCGCAUUGCCAACAGAAAGACCCCUGGCACCAUGUACAGGAGACGGUCACGGUCGUACGUCUUCGGCGAGCGCAGUGAAGCGACGGGCGAUUCUAACGUCUGGCUGUAGCUAGCCACGGCCCUCCAGUGGGGUCAGCUCCACACUGCUCCUGCAGCGAAUCAUGAUGUUUACGUGAAAACUUUUUAUGGCUUUCUGUUCUAUUUAUCGUCAUGUCUUUGAUUCAGAAGCAAGAAAAAACAAGCAUUGUGGUGAAUACUAAAAAGACAAAUAAUGUAUUAAUCUUGUUUUAAGACUCGUAGCUGUGCUUUAAUUAAUUUAAUGAUUUAUAAAAGUCUCUAACCAUGUCUAAGUGUGUUUCUGUAAUUGUAAAUUGUAUUUAUUGUGUAUGAAUGUUUAAUCGUCAAUAAAGUCUUAACUAUAAUUUA